CAUGACGUUGAUGAUCGUGACUGCAGCAGAAUUUUAGUCAUGAAUUCGCUCAAAACGACGUGAUCACGUGUUUCAGAAGAUCCACAAACCAAAGUUGUCGAAUGCACAAUCCUCUCUGUAAAGGUCCAGAAGGUGCUUGUGAGUACCAUCAAAGAAGUACAACCUUGCUUCCUUGUUGCCAACAGAAGUGUUAAAGCAAGACCAUGUGGAGACGACGACGACGGCACUCGGCUCCUCCCGAUCACCUCCCCUCCACUCCUCGACGCCACCGUUCCUCCGUGGCAUCUCAGAAUAGCAGUUUGAGCAGCCAUGCUCAUCAUCGUCCGUGUCACCAGCAGCAUCAGCCACAACAAUACCAUCAUCAUCAUCCAUGGGUGGUCAUGCCUCGACCACAAUGGCGACAGCAUCAAGAAGAAGAAGAAGAGGAAGACGAAUUUUGGACCAUUGACGAAAAGAGCAGCUUCCCAGCCACUUCAUCAUCCGUUCUGACCAACAAAAGUACAUGGCAAGAAGAAGCUCAUUGGAUGUCGUUUCAAAAUGCCGUGCUCAAGUUUACAUCGACGCUGAAAAUACACAAGGAAGACUCCUUGGAUGAUUCCUUUGUCGGCGAAGGAAGUACCAGUUUUGUUUCGGCAUCGGCCAUGAGCGUUUCGGACGACGAGGAUGAACCGCCUGUACGACACAUCAUUCAACAACCACAAGAAGCAGAGGAACCACAACAACUAUCAUCUUCUAUCGUGCUAGUGGGAAACAAUUUGGACGACGGAGCAGAAGAGAGUGGGUUGAACAGCAGCAACUUGAUUCUCAGUCAUCGCAAUGAAGAAGGAAUCGCUUUUACGGCUGCCAGUGGCGACAAUUCUGCCAGAUCCAACCAGUCUCAGAAAAGCAGUAGCAGACGGAGCCACAGCAGCACUGAGGCUAGCAGCAACAAACAAAAAACAAAAGAACAGCAAAAGAAGGGGGAUUCUUCGACAGCCUUGAUACAAUCCAUGGCAUCGGAGCUAUCCGAAACCAAGAUGCGCCUUGCAUUAGCACAAGCCGAACGGGAUGAGCUAGAGUUUGCCUUGCUCAUGGCAGGAAGGACCGAAUCUGGUUCUAGCUAGCUAGCUGGCUUGCCACAUGUACCUACCUUGAUACCUAGCUACCGUACUAUGCAACAAUCCACAAUCAAUUGUUUGCCAUGUUCCUUUGCAGGCGAUCCCAGAACAAACCAUGUGAAGCUAUCGAAUGUUCAAUCAUGUUGUGAAAUAAGAAUCCCAUAUACUAGUAGUACACGUACCAUUAAGAAGAACGUCUUCCUUGAAGUCAAGUCCACUGCCUCUGGUCUCGAUUCAGUGGACCUGUGAAAGCAACAUUGUUCUUGAUGGACUCAGUGCUAACCAAAGAUUUGUGUCUGAAGAAAGUGGUGGAUAGAUGUGGAAUGAAUAGAACCUUCCGUGGUACCAUGCUGUUGGCAUACCGGUACGGUAUAUCAAGGCUCGAACAACACUUACUAGGAAGGCAUUCUCAUUUAAAAGGCACUACGGUACGUGAAGGUUCACUUGAGUGCUACGGUAUUUUACAACUAUAUCUUUCGUUUGUCUUCAGGAGGGUUGUCGGAUGUAAGUAAUAGGUAAGUGUAAUUAGCAGUUUCUCGAAUGGAUUCGAUUCCAUGUGUGCAGAUGAACAUCGGAGCUGUCAAAGAGGUAAGGAUGAAGGUCACAGAGCCACAGAGAGAUCGAUUUGGCUCCCCAGGGGAAACGAAUCGAAUCUUGUUGAUUUCAAAUUCGAACAAUUCAAUCAAUGAGUAAAUUAUGAAGUCAGCAAAUCCCCAGGAGAAUCAAAUCUUGUUGAUUUCAA
Molecule: messenger RNA, 1839 nt
Organism: Seminavis robusta
Lineage: Eukaryota; Bacillariophyta; Bacillariophyceae; Naviculales; Naviculaceae
Source: the annotation of a GenBank genome assembly